AUGACGAAGAUGGAUUAUGGAGAUGGAUGUCAAAAUUCCGGUUGCCAAAGCAACGAGCUUUGUGUUGGCAGGGAAAAUGCAAGUCAUACCUGCUAUCCUUUAGAUUCCUUUGGUUUUAGUUCAAAACCUAAUGGAUGUACUUCAAUAAGUUGUGAAAGUUGGGGUUGGAAGUAUCAGGAGUGUCCGGUUGAUAACUUGGGAGCUGGUCGCGUAGUUUCAAUGACAAUAAUCAGUCAAAGGUAUUAUUGCAACUUCGGAUUGGACAAGGUUUACUAUGGAUGGAAAAGGAAUAUGAUAUAUGUAAAUAACGGAUGUAGAGCUACGUUUGACGUCUGCUACACUGUUUAUUAACAUGACGUCUGCUACACUGUUUAUUAACAUGUCGUCUACUAAACUGUUUAUAAGCAUGUCGUCUGCCUUAUAUGACUAACAUACCAAAUAAUUCGAGCAGCGGGAAAUAUGCAACGAGUGACCGAACAUUGA
Molecule: messenger RNA, 483 nt
Organism: Mytilus trossulus (common blue mussel)
Lineage: Eukaryota; Metazoa; Mollusca; Bivalvia; Mytilida; Mytilidae
Product: lectin ADEL-like
Exons: 4
Coding region: 1-351 (116 amino acids)
Source: RefSeq, a predicted model, not a curated record